AUGGACGUGGAAAUGGAGGGAGCAGACGAGGAUCAAACGCAAGACCAUGGGGAGGACAAAAAUAGGGAGACUGUGUCAUGGAUCAGCUGUGAUAUAUGUAAACGUUGGUACCAUGUGGCAUGUGCUGGGGCUAGAGACAAUGUGGAGGACAUUUUCUGCUGUGGAUGCCACAUGGUCAUCUCUAAGGAAACAAGAUUGACCAUGCCACAUUUGAGUACCAAUUUGAUGAGAGCAUUUGUGUCCAGUAAAAAGAAGGAUAUAGAGACAAUUACCAAAGAACUUUUGCUUGGGAAUAGAGCUUCCUGGAGGUAUGCAAUGAUGGAGAGAAUUGCUGAAGAGCAUGGCCGAAAACCAGUCAGGAAUGUGAAUCUACGAAAUGCCACACGAUUCCAGCUUGGGAGCAUUGCAGGAAUAAUGUUCUUAUCAGACAGAUCAAUAGAGAUAAUCAAUGCCUUCAUGAAACCAGUCACAGAUGCAUAUCCAAGGACAUCUUUUGACUUUAGUCAUUAUGUAAUCUAUCCAGAAAUUGUUGUACAUCUACUACAACAGAAGGACGGGUUUACAAAACUACAGGCAGAAAUGCUAUAUGAACUUUUUAGACACCCAUCGCAUUACACAGGGAUUUAAAGGAUGUAUAUCAAGUGCUACAUCAACUAUCAAGUGCUUUGAAAACAUUAGAGGCCCAUUAGAAAUAAGUUUUUUGUGGAAUAUCAUCAAUAAGAUUCAUUUUCAAUUCAAAAUGCAUGUGGUGCGUGGUAUUACCAUCGUCCAUUUCAACAUGCGGUCUCACUCUGUCAAUAUUUUAUUUUUAUGACAUGUCAAUAUUUUAUCAAUUUCUGUUUUCUUUACAUGGAAUAAAAAAUGAAUAUUUGCUCUAAAGGUUGAAGUAAGGAGCAUUAUGAUAUGUACACAGCAAUGUGCUGUAUUAAGGCUUUGAAAACACUGAAAACAUUUCUUUGGAAAGAUUUGGAAACUGCUAGUAGGCCUUUAUUACUGAAGGUGUUCCAAAAGUAAUAGUAGAGGUUAUAACUGUAUAAAGGCAUAACAAUCUAGUAUCUGGAUUAUAAAGUUCACAGUAUAGAAUACAUAGUGUAUACAUAAACAAAUAGUACAUAUAUUGGUGUAAUCUAUCUUUUGAUUUAAAUGAUGCUGAAUCUAUUAAUUUUGUAAAAUUAUGUAAAUUCAAACAAUUACCAAGAAGCGAGAAGGUAGUUACUGUAGAUUGGGAUAAUUUGGCGAUUUUGCCAUAUUUGGCAUAUUGGCGGAUAUGCAAAAAAAAAAAAAAAUUAAAUGCAAUGUUAAACGUGCGAAUUACUAUGUAAAUGGGCAUGUUUGGCUAUGUUAAUUUUUUCUUUUGAAGACCACUGGCGAUAUUCACCACAUUUGUACAUUUGUGUGAGAUCAUCCUUUACAUUUUGCACCUCAAUUGAUACUAGUAAUAGUUUUCCCUGAGUAUUA
Messenger RNA from Owenia fusiformis, 1458 nucleotides. The record is from the annotation of a GenBank genome assembly. Lineage: Eukaryota; Metazoa; Annelida; Polychaeta; Sabellida; Oweniidae.